Molecule: messenger RNA, 2978 nt
Organism: Anguilla anguilla (European eel)
Lineage: Eukaryota; Metazoa; Chordata; Actinopteri; Anguilliformes; Anguillidae
Gene: gar1
Product: GAR1 homolog, ribonucleoprotein
Exons: 8
Coding region: 160-894 (244 amino acids)
Biological process (GO): snoRNA guided rRNA pseudouridine synthesis; ribosome biogenesis
Cellular component (GO): box H/ACA snoRNP complex
Molecular function (GO): box H/ACA snoRNA binding
Source: RefSeq, a predicted model, not a curated record
GUUUUACCAUAGAUAUUCGGUUUUACGGUAAAUAAAAUUUACAGCCAAGAGCUCCACGUGUGUGGAUGAUAGAGCGUACGGUGUGGAUUGUUCUGUACCCUGUGAAGACGUUGAAGUGAACGCUUUUAUCUGAGGAAAGCGUCUGGAUAAAAGUUAGUGAUGUCAUUCCGAGGAGCUCGUGGUCGUGGCAGCAGGGGCGGGGGAUUUAACAGGGGGGGUGGAAGAGGCGGGUAUGGUGGUCGUGGAGGUGGUGGCGGAUUCCGAGGUGGAGGCAGAGGCAGCUUUCACAGACAGCAAGAUUAUGGCCCUCCAGAAUACAUUGUUGCUGUUGGCGAAUUUAGGCAUCCCUGUGAGGAUGACAUUGUGUGCAAAUGCAUCACAGAGGAGAACAAAGUGCCAUAUUUCAAUGCACCGGUGUACCUGGAGAACAAGCAGCAGAUUGGCAAAGUAGACGAAAUCUUUGGCCAGCUUCGAGAUUUUUAUUUUUCUGUAAAACUCUCGGAAAGUAUGAAGGCGUCUUCAUUCAAGAAACUUCAAAAGUUCUACAUCGACCCCAUGAAGCUUCUCCCCCUACAAAGGUUCCUACCACGCCCUCCGGGGGAGAAAGGCCCACCAAGGGGAGGGAGAGGUGGUUGCCGAGGAGGUGGCCGUGGCGACCUUUCGGAGACUUGGAUCUUUUGGCAAGGCGUGAAAAGAUGCAUUCCUAUCUCUGCAAUCUGUAAUCACACAGUGGUUUCCGUGGUGGCAGAGGGAGCAGUUUUGGAGGUGGGCGAGGUGGAUUUGGAGGUGGACGAGGAGGAGGGUUCCGUGGAGGAAGAGGUGGUGGUGGUCGUGGUUUCAGAGGGGGAAAGUGAUGCGUCUUCCUACAGAAGUCAUUGGGUGUUCCUUGCCUGAAGCAUGGUGUCUUUCAAGAGACAACUGAAGAAUCCAACUGUGUGUUUGGGUUGGACCUGAGUCAAAAUAAUUUAAUCUUUUCCCAUUUUAUACCGUCUCAAUCCUUUUCCUUUUUGGAACAUUUUCCGUGAAUUUCUAUGGUUUGUUAAAUGAAAACCUGAAUUUUUUGCAUUACUGGCCCUUUGGCCAGCAUUAAUGUUAAAUGUGAAAUGCUUUUAUUUUUGCCUGUCAUGAUCAUUUGAUUUAUAAUAAUUACAUUUUUGCUAAAUACCACAGCUGCAGUAGAUUAGUUGAUAUUUUACACUUUUUAAACAGUUUGUUAAAAAGAAAAAUUUACUGACAUUUCAAAUCAACUUUAGGAAUCUAUGUACAAAGUAGAUUUAAGGAUUCAAAUACUAACUGGUCCAAAAUCUUUGAUGCUGUCCAGUGUUUGGUUUAUGUUGAUUAUUUAGGUGUCUAAGCACAAAGUGCUGGAACCCUAUUUUUAUAAUUGCUAUUUUUGUUGUUGUUAUCAUCAUUGUUAUUAUUUCUGUUUCUGUCUGAAGUAUCUGGAUUUCUCACACCAUAAAUGGCACAUCUUCCAAAUUCCAAACAUAAACAGUACAGUGCACGAUUAGACUCUACCCCAAAAAACAAAAUCCCCAAUUGACCACAUGACGCUGUAAUAAGCCAUUUUACAUUUUGGCUUACAAUUCCCAAACCAGUUGACUCAGAAGAAAUUCUUUCCUGAUGUUCCAUUGGUCAAACGGUUGAAUCCCAAUUUAAUUCAAUUCAAAUUUUGUAGCUCCUCCCACAAAUCAAAUUUAGUCCAAUCUACACCAUAUUUUGCUUAAGCGAGUACCCUCAUACUGGCUAUUUAAUAGCUUUUUUAUAUUUCAUACCGUUCUCUAAUUCUCUAGUUAAGAAAGCUAAAGUAUCUUUUUGGCGGGGCCUGGGCGGAACAUUUCUGAACGUUUGGCAGCAUUUGUCAUUACAACAAUACAAUGUGCUCUAUCAAAUAUGCUGUUUUAUCCAUAGGUGGCAUUAUAACAACCAACUUUGUUUUAUUAGCUGAUUAAUCCUCAACCGUAUGCAUGAGCACUAAAAUUUUAAUAUUUUAUGAGCCUUUGACUCAAGGCUCAUUGAGCUCACUGAUCGUUGAAUUGUCUCAUUUUCAAGGGGUGCAUUAUAACUUGUAGGUAAAUGGGAUCAACAUGGCCUGAGAAGUUUAUUGAUUAAUCCUAAUUGCUACUCAGCCACUGGGAAAACCAUCAUUACAACCCACAGUCCAUAAUGUCCAUGGUCCAUUAUCUCAGAACAUAUACAUGUAAAUUUGGUGUCCACCAUCAUAGUCUCUGUGGUUGCCAACUGUUGCUUAUGCUGCUUGGACCCCAGGAAUUGUUGCUUGCAACUACCAUGCUCCCCAAACGUAUGGGGACGGUUGUUAUUUUUGCUGUAUACUUAAGACAUUUGGAUUUGAGAUCAAAAGAUGAAUAUUUAUACUUUUAGUCUCGAAGGUCCCACUGAGAUUCAAUAUCUCUUCCAAGGAAUCCUGGUGAAGAUGGCACUAGAAGUCUAAAAGUUUCUCAUUUCAAUACAAAAAAAUUCACACAGUCAUAUAGUCAUAUAAAGGAAAAAGCAAAAAAAAAAGAAAAAGACCAUCUCAAAAUGUUAAAGGGAAACAAAACACAAUAUAACUAGCAAAAAAAAAAACUCUGAAGCAGUAGGUUAUGCCCUUUUAAACUGGGCCCUAACAGAGACUGUUGUCAGAGGAACAAUGACAGGCAAAACACACAUCCCCCCUUCCAGGAGCUCUAUCCCCAGCUUAUAUAGGCUGCAACUCCUCCUGCUGAAACAAACCAAAUAUAAUUAGUCAAUUAUCAAACAACAAAAAAUUUUACCUGGGCUGCAAUACACAAUAUAUAACAUUAUUCAUUUGCAAAGUCAACAAGUUAUUUAAAAUCAAUUUCACCUUAUUAUGGGCACUUAAAUAAGUCUAUUCCCAAAUAAUUACAAAUCACCCCUGCACUCUACCACACUUGGUACAUUCCCCUGGGAACCGGCAUGAUGUCAUAAGUAGAAAUAAAUAAUUCUGAGAAAAUGAA